AUGCGUAUCGCCUCUACAAUGGUCCUCGCCGUCAUUACUGCUCUAGUAUCAUCAACCUCUGCCGGCCCCAUUACCGGUGAUGAGGCUAGCGCCAAUAAAUGUCGCACAUGGUGCACUUCUUUCUCACAAUGCGACAGCUUGGACUGCUAUUACAAUGUAUGCAUCUUCUUUCUGUGUACAAGUUGGUCAAUGCGCAUAAGGAAAUUACACGUCCACUUCAUGCAGCUCUUCGCAUAUUGGAGUUGGCGUGAAAUGUUCGUGAAAUAUAGGGAAUGUUGGACUGAGAUAAGACGUGCGAGGACACAAAAAUAA
Messenger RNA from Suillus plorans, 312 nucleotides. RefSeq lists its product as uncharacterized. The transcript is spliced from 3 exons. The record is from RefSeq and is a predicted model, not a curated record. NCBI's taxonomy places the organism in Eukaryota, Fungi, Basidiomycota, Agaricomycetes, Boletales, Suillaceae. The coding region runs from base 1 to 312 and encodes 103 amino acids.